ACAGUAUAUAAAAACUUAUUUACACAAAAUGAAACUGCACUUAUGCAGGUUUCACAUUGCACAAUGCACAACGCACAACUUUAUAUACACUGAAAAACCUCCUGGAAAAGUCCAUCACAAAGACAAGACGCCUAUUUCCAGGGAAGAAAGUCAAAAAACCACGGAGCAAAAAUCGACACGUCCGACCUGCUCAAUGACACGUCACCAAAAAAACUAUAUAGCGGAUAUAAAAAGAGCAUUGGCAAUUAUAGAAAAUUAAAUGUUCUCCUCGGUGUGGAUUUAUAGUGGGAAAUGACAAUGGAUAUGCAAAUAUAUCGUUUUAAAAAGCAAAGGUAAUACAUAAAAAUACGUGUCAUUUACUGCCAUUUACAAUGAAGAUGAUGUUUAAAAUGGGAACUGCUGCUGUCCUGAUGAGUUUUACACUCGAUGAGGAAACAUUCAAUUCUAAAGUUGACAGAGAGACAGCAUUCAUUAUGGGUACAGCAACAGUUAUGAUGAGUUUUACACUCGAUCAGAAGACAUUCAAUUCCAAAGAGGCCCAUGAACUGUACCAAUCGCUACCAAACGUUUGUUUCGAAGGCAAAUUCAAACUUCAGGAAGUGUUCGACUGUGGCGAGAGGGGAGACAAAUUGAUAACGGCCACUUCUGAUAAUGGAAGUCACGUGGUUAUUCAUUUGUAUCACUUUGCCUAUCUGACUGUGGACAUCACUUUUGUCGUGGACAAUGUUGAUCAAUUGAAACCGCUGUCUGAACCCUUCUCUGACAAGUAUAUUUCAGAAGUAGAAAAGAAAGUUGUAAACCAUCUUGGGAAGUUUAUUAAAGCUAGUAACAGUCUAUUAUGUCCAAUAAGAAGAGGGCCUCAUGUCACAUGGAGAUACGCAUAUUCGGGUGAUAACCGUUUACAAGAAAGGGACUAUGAAGAGAUCGUGUUCGAAAUGGACAGUAAAUGGCAGAAUAUCAAGAUCGCAAAAUCAAGAGAAUUCGGAAACGUUCUGCUUCUCGAUGAUGUAGUAAUGCUUGGUGAAAGUGACUUGGUUUACACAGAAACUCUACUCGGAAUCGGAAGAAAUGAAUUCAAGGAUAAAACCGUUCUGAUAUUGGGUGGUGGAGACGGCGGGGUCCUUCACGAGCUUCUCAAAAUGUCACCCGCUUAUGUUCUCAUGGCGGAAAUAGACGAAGAAGUUAUCAAAGCUUGCAGUAAACAUAUGAAACGUGUUUGUGGGAAAACUCUCGAAAAACUGGAUGGCGCAAACUUUAAGAUAAAAAUAGGUGAUUGUGUGCUUGAGCUCAAGGAGGCCCUUAAUACGGGAACAGCAUAUGAUUACGUCAUUAACGACCUCACGGAAGAUAUUGUGGACAGCGAAAAACACAGCUUUGAACAUCAGUUUGAAACAAGUUCUAAGGUGUUAGAGCUUUCCAUGAAGAUUUUGAAAAGCGGUGGAAAAUAUUUAGCAAGGGGAGACUGUCUAAGUGCAGAGUACGACAUCGACCGAUUUGAGGAGGAUGUUAAAACCCUUGGCUAUGACUUUACAAGGACUGAUGUCCACGUUCCUUCCUUUCUGGAGACAUACUGCUUUUAUGAAGUUCCAAAAAGAUGAUCUGAAGGAGGAGUCCAUAAUGUGAUGUGAAUGAAUAACAUUGCAGUAAAAAUAUAUAAAUAUAUCUAUAAUUCUAAAAUAACAAUUUUAAAAUGUUUUUAUUAUUCUG
Messenger RNA from Magallana angulata, 1707 nucleotides. RefSeq names its product spermine synthase-like. The record is from RefSeq and is a predicted model, not a curated record. NCBI's taxonomy places the organism in Eukaryota, Metazoa, Mollusca, Bivalvia, Ostreida, Ostreidae. Bases 372 to 1598 code for a protein of 408 amino acids. Gene Ontology annotation, biological process: spermine biosynthetic process. The transcript is spliced from 12 exons. Gene Ontology annotation, molecular function: spermine synthase activity.